Molecule: messenger RNA, 1092 nt
Organism: Dichomitus squalens LYAD-421 SS1
Lineage: Eukaryota; Fungi; Basidiomycota; Agaricomycetes; Polyporales; Polyporaceae
Product: FMN-linked oxidoreductase
Exons: 5
Biological process (GO): 'de novo' pyrimidine nucleobase biosynthetic process
Cellular component (GO): cytoplasm
Molecular function (GO): dihydroorotate dehydrogenase activity
Source: RefSeq, a predicted model, not a curated record
AUGGUCCGGAUACACACAUUGAAUAUCGAGCCCGCUGUCGUCAACUCCUCGUGUGCGUGGGCAUCUGACUAUGAAGAGCUACGAGACCUCUAUGAUUCCCCCUACACUGGCGCGGUGAUUACUCGUACCGCGACGUUCAACGGAUUUAGCGAAGACGCAUCUAAUACGGUGGCCCUUGCCAAGUCAACAGUGUCAUCCAUCAACUCUUACGGUUACUCUCCCCAUCCACUCUCGAAAUAUCUCGAAUGGAUCUACACCAUCCUCACUACGCCUAUGCUCGACGGGAGCCCGCCUACGAAACCGGUCAUCAUCAGCAUUACUGCAUCCACGCCAACCGUCCUGACAGAGAUGGUCGAGAACAUCCAGACCCUCCGCAAGAAGCUCCGAGCUUCUAAUCAAACGCCGACUGCCUUCGUGCCGGAUCCUGCCACGCUCGUGGGUAUCGAACUGAACACGUCAUGUCCCAACAUCAAGGACGCGCCUCCCCCAUCCUACAACUUCCAGUUCCUCCUUCCCCACCUGGAUGUUCUGUCGUCAGCAUUCUAUGCGGAUUCUACAUUGACGAUCGGCCUGAAGCUUCCGCCGUACCUGUACCAAACACGCUUUGUUGAGGUCGUCCGCUUCUUGCACACAUACACGCGCGAACACGUGUCGCGCUUUCUGAACCCGUUCGCCUACCUGGCAUGCACGAACACCCUCGGCAACUGUUUGCUCUUUGCAGAAGACCCGCUGACAAACCCCUCCGGGACCUCCGCAGACCCCGAGAGGCCCUCCGCUGACAGCAUGGAAACCGACGACACGCCCCCGCCGCACCCACCUUCGCCCUCGACAACGCCCUCGCUCUUCGCGCUCCCCACGCCCCUAGGCGGACUAGGGGGCGACGCCCUCCACCCAAUCGCGCUUGGGAACGUCUAUUCCUUCGCGCGACUGCUCGCGGCCCAUCCAGACCCAGCGAUGCGGCGCAUCCGCAUCAUUGGCAUCGGCGGUGUCACGUCGGCCGCUGCGGCCGCGCGCAUGCGCCAGGCCGGAGCCUCGGUCGUCGGGUGCGCAACGCUGCUGGGGCGAGAAGGUGUCCGGGCGUUCGAGAUCCUG